AUGCGACAGAAGCCAGUCAAUCUGCUUAAUUUGCCAGACCUUACUGGCGCUAGUGUGCCAAGUUUCUUGAGGAUGGACAGGUUCCGUCUCCUAGACUUCGUUGUUGAGAGGUGUAAGGCCCGGGCUCUUAAGCAUACGAACGCGCCGGGUGUCCUUGCAAAGCAGAUUGCUAUGACGCCCUUCGAUGUAUCCAGCUCGCGAAGAUUCAAUCUACUUGCCUGGCCUGGGGCAUUUUCCGGUGCAUACGUGGAUAGUGGUGGCUCCACCUAG
This is a messenger RNA of Fulvia fulva, 270 nucleotides long. RefSeq lists its product as uncharacterized. NCBI's taxonomy places the organism in Eukaryota, Fungi, Ascomycota, Dothideomycetes, Mycosphaerellales, Mycosphaerellaceae. The transcript has a single exon. The record is from RefSeq and is a predicted model, not a curated record. Bases 1 to 270 code for a protein of 89 amino acids.